Messenger RNA from Microthlaspi erraticum, 495 nucleotides. Lineage: Eukaryota; Viridiplantae; Streptophyta; Magnoliopsida; Brassicales; Brassicaceae. The record is from the annotation of a GenBank genome assembly.
AUGAGACAGCUUGAGCUGAAGUUGCCCUUCAUCGACGCCUUGAUGCUCAUUCCGCCUUAUCAGAAAUUUCUGAAGGAUGCUGUUCAGCAAAGAACCAGGGAAGCACAAGGGAUGGUAGUGUUGACCGCGAGUGCAGUGCAAUCAUUCAGCGGAAGUCUCUGCGAUCUAGGAUCAUCUGUCAGCCUCAUGCCUUUGUCUGUAGCGAAGAGACUGGGAUAUCACAAGUACCAAGCCUGCGGAAUCUCACUAGUCUUGGCAGAUAGAUCGAUAAGGUUACCAACUGGGAUGCUUGAAGACCUGCCUUUGAGGAUAGGGAAUGUGGAAAUCCCCACAGACUUCAUUGUGCUUGAGAUGGAUGAGGAACCAACAGAUCCAUUGAUUCUAGGAAGGCCAUUCCUAGCUACAGCAAGAGCAAUGAUAGAUGUCUGUGAAGGAACAAUUGAGUUAAACUUGGGAAAGGACCUGAAGAUGAAGUUUGAUAUCAAGAUACAAUGA